This is a messenger RNA of Mastomys coucha (southern multimammate mouse), 2390 nucleotides long. RefSeq names its product caseinolytic mitochondrial matrix peptidase chaperone subunit B (gene Clpb). The record is from RefSeq and is a predicted model, not a curated record. Gene Ontology annotation, molecular function: protein binding; ATP hydrolysis activity; ATP binding. Gene Ontology annotation, cellular component: cytoplasm; mitochondrion. Bases 202 to 2325 code for a protein of 707 amino acids. The transcript has 17 exons. Gene Ontology annotation, biological process: cellular response to heat. Lineage: Eukaryota; Metazoa; Chordata; Mammalia; Rodentia; Muridae.
UGUGAUGUCAUCUCACAGCCCUCAGGGAAAUGUAGUUUGUUCGUUCUCCAGCUAGAGAAAGAUCUGGGGCUGUGGACUACCACUCCCGUGAGGUAGUGCGCAGUCCCACCCCAUAAGCGGCGUCUUCGAACGCGCCGCGGCAGCCAUGUUGAUCGUGGCUAGCACAGGGGCCGGCACCAGCGGGUUUUAGAAGCAGGUGUCAUGAUGUUGUCCGCGGUGUUGAGGAGAACCGCGCCAGCGCCUCGGCUCUUCCUAGGGUUAAUCAAAUCUCCAUCUCUCCAAAGCCGGGGAGGUGCUUACGGCCGUAGCAUAGUCACCGGAGACCGCGGGGAGCCGCAGCGGCUGAGAGCUGCCGCUUGGGUGCGCCCUGGAGCAUCUUCUGUCUUCUUCCCCGGACGCGGGGUAGCCACCGGGGGGCGCCGUGGAGAACGCACCGAGAUCCCAUACCUGACUGCCGCCUCGUCAGGACGCGCUCCUAACCCCGAAGAAACACUCCCGGGACAAGACAGCUGGAAUGGGGUCCCCAACAAGGCGGGUCUGGGCAUGUGGGCCUUGGCCAUGGCACUGGUGGUUCAGUGCUACAACAAGAAUCCAUCUAACAAGGAUGCAGCGCUAAUGGAAGCUGCCCGGGCCAAUAACGUGCAGGAAGUCAGGAGGCUGUUAUCGGAAGGUGCAGAUGUCAACGCAAGGCACAGACUUGGUUGGACAGCACUGAUGGUGGCAUCCAUCAGCCACAAUGAGAGUGUGGUGCAAGUCCUACUUGCUGCUGGAGCUGACCCAAACCUUGGGGAUGACUUCAGCAGUGUCUACAAGACUGCCAAUGAACAGGGAGUCCAUUCUUUGGAAGAUAGGAGACAAGACUGUGCAAGCUGGCGAAUCACAAACCAGUGGACAAGUGCCCUGGAGUUCAGGAGGUGGCUAGGAGUCCCCGUUGGCGUCCUAGUCACUCGAGAGGAUGACUUCAACAACCGGCUAAACCACCGUGCUAGCUUCAAAGGCUGCACAGCCUUGCACUAUGCUGUCCUGGCCGACGACUACAGCAUCGUCAAGGAGCUGUUGGAUGGAGGAGCCAACCCCCUUCAGAGGAAUGAGAUGGGACACACACCCCUGGACUAUGCCCGGGAAGGGGAGGUUAUGAAGCUUCUGAGAACUUCUGAGACCAAGUACAUGGAGAAGCAGAGAAAACGUGAGGCAGAGGAGCGGCGGCGCUUCCCACUUGAGCAGCGACUGAAGGAGCACAUCAUUGGCCAGGAGAGUGCCAUCGCCACCGUUGGUGCUGCAAUCCGGAGGAAAGAGAAUGGCUGGUACGAUGAAGAGCACCCUCUAGUCUUCCUCUUCUUGGGAUCAUCUGGAAUAGGGAAAACUGAGCUGGCCAAGCAGACAGCCAAGUAUAUGCACAAAGAUGCGAAAAAGGGCUUCAUCCGGCUUGACAUGUCUGAGUUCCAGGAGCGACAUGAGGUAGCCAAGUUUAUUGGUUCUCCACCAGGCUACAUCGGCCAUGAAGAGGGUGGCCAGCUGACCAAGAAACUAAAACAGUGCCCAAAUGCAGUAGUCCUCUUUGAUGAGGUAGACAAGGCCCAUCCAGAUGUGCUCACCAUCAUGCUGCAGCUGUUUGAUGAGGGCCGCCUGACAGAUGGCAAGGGGAAGACCAUUGACUGCAAGGAUGCCAUCUUCAUCAUGACUUCCAACGUAGCCAGUGAUGAGAUCGCCCAGCAUGCAUUGCAGCUCAGACAGGAAGCUUUAGAGAUGAGCCGAAAUCGAAUCGCUGAAAACCUUGGGGAUGUCCAGAUUAGUGACAAGAUCACCAUCUCAAAGAACUUUAAAGAGAAUGUGAUCCGACCCAUCUUGAAAGCUCACUUCCGGAGAGACGAGUUUCUGGGACGGAUCAAUGAGAUCGUCUACUUCCUCCCUUUCUGCCACUCAGAGCUCAUCCAGCUGGUCAACAAGGAACUGAACUUCUGGGCCAAGAGAGCCAAGCAGAGGCACAACAUCACACUACUGUGGGACCGCGAGGUGGCAGAUGUGUUGGUUGAUGGCUACAACGUCCACUAUGGUGCCCGCUCCAUUAAGCAUGAGGUAGAGCGGCGUGUGGUAAACCAACUGGCAGCAGCCUAUGAGCAGGACCUGCUACCAGGGGGCUGCACCCUGCGUAUCACUGUGGAGGACUCAGACAAGCACCUCCUCAAGAGCCCUGAGCUGCCCUCACCCCAGGCUGAGAAGCGUCCACCUACCUUGCGACUGGAGAUCAUUGAUAAGGACAGCAAGACCCGCAAACUGGACAUCCAGACACCACUCCACCCCGAGAAGGUGUGCUACACCAUCUAGCGUCCACCUAUAUGUCUAUGCCCUGAACAUCUAAUAAAGGCCCCUUGCUGUGGCAUGGCAACCAA